ACUCUGGCCCCGCUCCACGUUGCUCGCCAGUGGGAGCCGCCAUCGCGUGACGUCACUCCACGACGGCGCGCGCAUGCGCAGUGCGCGUUGGGCGACACUUGCGAGGCGCUGUAAAACAAAAUAAUCCCCCCUCGUCCUCCCCGGAUCUGCGACCGAAUCACCCAUCGUGCAGAGGCAUUCGCUGAUCGGUUUGGCUGAAGCUGUGAUGGAGCGCUCGCUAUCCGAUGACGCCCGGCAAAUGUACAAGCUGAAGCAAGCGGCAGUGGAGUUCUACCGUGCCCACGGGGUCCCACAGAACUUGGAAGAGGCCCUCAAUAGCCUCUUUCACCAGCAGCCUGAAGACAUCUAUGGGCAGCUGGUGAACCACUUUUCUGUGCUAUGCAAGCCUGCGGUAGUGAAGCGGAUAGAGGCCUGGCAGGCACUGGACACUGUGGGCUGUCCCACCAUUGCAGUGCAGCUCAUCUGCACCACGAGGAACAUGGAGCAGCGUGUGUGCUCGCUGGUGAUGGCCAGUGAAGGUGAACCACCAGAUACCAUGGCACUGGGGCUGAAGGAUCAGGAGUACAGCAAGAAAAAAGAAUCUUCCCAGUUGGCCAUCCAGUGGAUCAACCACUCUCUGUCUGGUUUGCUUACGGGUCAGCAGCCAUACAACCAGUCAGAGCUUGACUGCUUGUUGAGGGAGUUCCUAAAGGAGAAGCUGUUUGAAGUGCAUCAACAACAGGAGCAGGAGGAAGUGAUAAGAACAGAGUUCUCGGAGCCCGUGGUGCAACCACCUGCUGUGACAGUGAACAGUGACAAAAAGCCCAUCAAGGGCAAGAAGAGCGCUGCUCUGGAAAAGCCACUCUUUCACAAAGAGAUGCGAGCCCCACUACUUCCCGGAAGUGUGGCCAUCGGGGCAACAUCUAUGGCCAUCGCCAAGGCCGCAGCCCGACUUAAAAGCUGCCCACUUUACAAGCACAUUGCUUCCCUCUCCCACACAGAGGUACAACAAACAUUGAAAAUUCCAGUCACUAUGGUAACGGUGCUGUGCUGUGGAAAAGCCUCACCAGGAAAGCUAAAUCUUCUGAAAGAAGUGAUGGUUCUGCCAAGACCAGGACUCACAGCUUCACAGGGUCUCAAAAUUAUUUCUGAAAUCCAGCAUCAGAUCAUGAAACACGCAGAAGUGGUUCCCAAAACAGGGACGGUGCACGUGGUCGGUGCUGUGGGGGCCCCGCUGAUUGGAUGCGACAAACUGGAGAGGCCUCUGGAGAUCGUUGAGGAGGUGGCAAGGAGCCUGGGUCUCACAGCAGGCGUCGACUUCCACUUGGCCCUCAACUGUGCCGCUCACGAAGUCAUGGACUAUGAGAAGAGCCGCUAUGAGGUUGCCAGUGGGUCAUUCAAAGCCACUACCGACAUGGUGGAGCUGUACGCACAGCUGCUGGACCAGCACCCAGCUGUCGUAGCGCUCAUCGACCCCCUGUGCCCUGAGGACCAUGAGCAGUGGCGUAGGCUCAGCUCAGCUGUUGGUGGAAAAUGUUUCAUUUUCAAUGAAAAUUCCUGUCGCCUGGCUGAACUGGACAAUUUGGAACACAUAACAGGAACACUGAAGGCUACCGGUGUGAUUAUCAAACACACCAACCAAGUGACCGUCUCUGACUUGCUGCAGGCUUCGAGAUACUUGCAAGGCAAAGGGUUGUGUGUUGCUUUUGGAGCGUGUUCUGGAGAUACACCAGAUGGUAGUUUGGUGGACAUGGCCCUUGGCAUGGGGGCCUCUUUCUUGAUCCUUGGAGGUGUUCUCCGUGGCGAGAGGGUGGCGCGCUACAAUCACCUGGUGAAGAUUGAGUGGGAGCUGCUGAAAGGAGACAUGCUUGAAAUGAGUCAACCGUACACCUUUCCAGUAAUCGCCGAUGAAAGGAAUCCUGAUGCUUAGUGAGAGAGAAGCAGUUGUAAGGAAUGUCCAUGUGCUGAUAAGUAUGGCUUAUUCUGGGAUUAUUGCUCUCAACUAUGAAGUACUACUAAUAUUUUAGAUACAAGUAAAAUUAUAAUUUGUUCUGAUAAAAAUACAAUUUAAAACAUUGAAACAUUCAGAUGUAAAAAUAAGCUCAGACUUCUUACCAAUGUAACAAAUGCUACAAAAAUGCGUGGGAUGUGUGUGUCGUUGUGGAUGUGAUGUCUAACAAUACACUUUUCUUAAAAAAGUAAUUGCUAUUGCGUAUUCAGUAUAGUUUAUGUACGAGGAAAACAGUCUUGUUUGUUCAAUACAAGACCUUUGUUGAAGACCAGGUAAAAGCCUUGAGACCAAAAGUGUAUUUUAUUUAUUUAAAGGCUUGGCAUACACAUUUUCAUCUCAAGGUACAAGGGCUCACUUUCAAGACUUUCAGAAUUAUACAAUUUGAUAGGCUCGGUGGUCAUGUUUUAUAAAGACUUUCAAGGCAAACUUAGCCCAAUGCUUUUUGUUCAUUAGUCAUUGUAGAGGCGAGAGAUAAACUGGACAUAUUUCGUUGCUUCCUCUUAGUAUCUUUCACGCGACGGUCAAUGGUAUAGUGUAUAGCAGAUUGUAUAAAUAGUAUAAAAUUGUAAUGUUUAAUGCAAUGUAUAAGGUAAUAUACAGUAUCGUAAUUGUAUAGUGAAUAUACAGCAGUGUGGUAUACAGUAGGGUGGGUAGAAUAAUACUUAGGGUAAUAUUAUAGUCGAAGGUAUAGAUUGUGUAUAGUAAUACAGUAUAUAAUUUAAUGUUGGGUUUGUCUAUGGUAGUAUAUAGUACGGGGUAGACCCGUGUGAUGUAAAGGAAAAAAAGUUUAGCUAGAAGCAUACUAUAUUUUUUGCGACAUAGAAUUGUAAUGUAUUACUUACUGUUAGUAGCUCAGCUUAUUGGAGAGUAUAUUUAGUAUAAUGAUGAUACUAUGUAGUUUAUACUUUAGUUUUUUACGUGGUGGUUUAGUAACUGCAGCUACAUACUAUUAACAUUCCUUCCCUUUGUUAAUGCUACCCCCAUCCCCUCCCUUUGAUGCUGCUAAUCCUGCAUAAUGCACGGGCAUAAUAUGACUUUGAAACCCUCCGCCCACCUCCUACGCAUUUCCAUAAAUAUGCUAAAUUCCUCUUGAUAUGGAAAUUAUUUUGUCAAGGCGCUCUCCUUCCCCCUCCAACCCAGCUUAAAUAUACGCUCCAAGCUUGGUGGUGUUUCAUUCUUCACCUGAGGACGGCUGCUUGCAUUGUAGCCGAAACGUCGUGAGAAUUGUAUUUUAUUAUGUUUAGUUUUUAUUAUUUUAUUAUUUCCCUUCUACGUGACUUUGCCGAAAGAACCAAGAAGAUGGAUUAAUUUUUUACAAAUUCAGAGAGCAAAUGCUUUUGCUUAUUUUUUAACAUACUUUUUUAUAACAUGUAUUUGCCUCGAAAUAUUUGCUUAUAAUUUAAAUUUGAAGUUUAUAUCUAUUAAUAAUUUCACGAUGAAUCAGUACUUUACACUUAUUGUACAAUUGUUACUCUUGCAUUUGAGAUUGUAUCCCAGUUGUCCUUUGAAAAUGCGUUUUUCUUCAUUGGUCGUUCACCCGGUUGAAAAACAAAGGCGACAAAUGAAUGUGAACCGCGUUUGUGGAGCCAGUUGUCUCUGCAAAGCGUACCACCUCUUAUUUUCUGGGUCUUUCGGUAAAGUCACGUAGAUAGCUUCAAAGAAAAUAAGAAAAAAAUUUGACAUUUCGAUCGCAAUACAAGCGUUCGAAAAAUCGUAGUUUUUUGUUAUUUUCUUUGAACCUAUCUACGGGACUUUACCGAAAGACCCAGGGAAUAUGAAUUCCUGCAGUCACGAAAGCUUUAAGUCAAGAUUCGUACCACCUUUGUCGUCACACGCGAGGAGAAACCGGCCAUGUUGAACACCCUCACUUUGCCACGACGACCACCGGGUUGCGUGAGUGACGUGGAAAUGCAGAAUCGGAAUCUUUGUUUUUCCUGGAAGAAUCCGUUGAGCUAUGAAGAUCUUUUAUUCGUGGGUGUCCAGCAGGGGCGGGUCAGCAGUGCAGUGGAACGCUUAUUCUCACUGAUGCAGUGGGUGCAUACUCUUAGUUCUUUCGGUAAAGUCACGUAGGUAAAAAAUUAAAUUAAAAUUAAUAAAAAUAAAACAAUAAAAAUCACGACGUUUCGGAGGCAACACAAGCUUCCGUCUUCAGGUGAAACCGUCACAGCAAAAUAUCUGUACCUUAUAUAGUGGUUAAGGGGGGAGGAGCCAGGAAGGGCAGCGGGGGAGGAGGAGUUGUGAAGUGGUCAAUUACUGCUUUUGUUAUACUGCUGGGUGGGUAAAUGAAUUAGAUACGAUUAAGCCGCUCUUUGUUAUGCUGUUUGUGCGCAAGUCACUGUGGGAUGAAUGGACUCGUGGUCAGGGACGUGUUGCACAAGUAACUGUGGAUGUACAUAAUAGAAAAGGAGCGGAAAUGCCCAUGUUUAUACCAGUGUUGGCUGACAAUAAAGAGUACUGUUAAACGUUAGGGAUGUUAACACUCGGUGAAGUAAAAUAGUGCCUGUCAGAUAA
Molecule: messenger RNA, 4501 nt
Organism: Lethenteron reissneri (Far Eastern brook lamprey)
Lineage: Eukaryota; Metazoa; Chordata; Hyperoartia; Petromyzontiformes; Petromyzontidae
Gene: ENO4
Product: enolase 4
Biological process (GO): glycolytic process
Cellular component (GO): phosphopyruvate hydratase complex
Molecular function (GO): magnesium ion binding; phosphopyruvate hydratase activity
Source: RefSeq, a predicted model, not a curated record